Molecule: messenger RNA, 2197 nt
Organism: Macrobrachium nipponense
Lineage: Eukaryota; Metazoa; Arthropoda; Malacostraca; Decapoda; Palaemonidae
Product: corticotropin-releasing factor receptor 1-like
Exons: 12
Coding region: 458-2176 (572 amino acids)
Biological process (GO): cell surface receptor signaling pathway; adenylate cyclase-modulating G protein-coupled receptor signaling pathway
Cellular component (GO): plasma membrane
Molecular function (GO): G protein-coupled peptide receptor activity; peptide hormone binding
Source: RefSeq, a predicted model, not a curated record
AAAUUAAUAUCUAAAUAUAAAAAGAAAUUCAAGCUAGCCUAUCAUAGCUUGGAGCGAAGUAACGUGUGAUAUGAUAUUACCCAUCCCAGAUCAAAUUUGACGUUGACGAAUUUCUUGGUGUAAUAAAUGAUAAGUAUUAUGAAAAGGAAGUAAAUGCGCCCUGUUAUUGGCUUCAGUCUUCAUCCCGGUUAUCUUAUCAACCCCCACAAAAUACCUGUACGAUGUAACAAGGAUUUCAAGGUGUAAACUCAGUCUUGGUUGGAAUGUGAAGUAAAGCAAUUCGGCACCACAACAUGAACUGCAAAUACCUGUGAUAUUAUAUUGAAUUUUAAUUGCUUGCUUCAUUGUGAGGAGCUAAUGGUGACAUUACAGUUACAGAGUAAGGGAAAAUGGAGUAUUCAAUAAACUGAUCAAAGUUUAACCAGUGACUCGAAGGCAGGAGAAAUUAUAUAGUACCAUGGAUGCUUUCAAGGCAGUGAUUUUCAUUCAAAUACUGGCAAGCUUCUGCGUUGCUACGGCAACCAACGACGUUGAUGAGGCCCCGUUCUCUUUGGAAGAUUACGCUGAAGUGGACGAUAACGCUCCCACCCAGAUGAGUCUAAUAUUGGACGGCAAAAACCAUACAGCAAGCAGUUUGGCAUCGACAACAUCUCUCGAGAUGUGCCGAAUGGGUUUUGGAGUAAUGGACUAUUAUCCGACGGAGGAAAACUAUUAUCACCACCAGACGUGUUUCUGGUGCUAUUUCUUCACGCCGCCCCACAGGAGGAAGUACAAUCUCAAAGUCGUCACGAAUAAAAUCACGCUGUCCGACGGCAAGACCCGCAUGGACGUCAUGUUUUCUGAUAAGAACAGCACGCACUACUUUGAUCCGGACGACGGAGAGGGAUGGAUGGCAGUGACGUCAUCGCUCUCAGAUAUCUUGGAAGCAGCCAAACUGGAGGGAUGCUGUCGAGAGGCCGUUAGUUGCUGCGAGCGUAACCUCCUCCACACUUAUUACAUGCAAAACAAAACGUCAGAAUCAGAGGGGAAGGUCCUUUGCCCUGCUACUUGGGACGGAUGGUCGUGUUUCCCUGACACGCCGGCGGGAGAGGUGGUCUCGUUCGUGUGUCCCCCUCAUGCCUACAAAGGCCAGCCUGAAUGUGCCCUCGAAGGAACGAAAACCUGCUGGCCGAACGGAUCUUGGGCCCGGGACCCUAGCGGCAGGGAACAGACGGAAUAUGCCACCUGCAGCCAUCGCCACUACCAUCUGAUCAACUACUACUGGGAAGUGACCAUGCACGCUGCCUCCAUGGUCGUCCUUAUACCUGCUGUUAUCAUCAUCCCUUAUUACAGGCCGCUUCGAGCUCAGAGGUUCAUCUUACACCUGAACUUAUUCUGGGCCCUUUUCUUCAAGGCCUUCUUCAGUCUCUUAGACGUAGCUGUUCUGAGGAUACCGGAAUACACAGAGACCAACACGCUGCUGGAUGACAACGCUGAAGGGUGCAAAAUCUUGGUCUUCCUCACGAAGGUCUUCAGCGUCGCCGUCUGGAGUUGGAUGCUGUCCGAGAGCCUCUACUUGCAUCGGCUCAUCGUGGCCGCCUUCUCCGGGAGGGGCAAGACCUAUGUGUACGUCCUCGUAGGAUGGGUUCCGCCAGUUGUAUUGGGUUGUUCUUGGGCGGUGAGUCGCGCACUACUCGAAGACUACCAGUGCUGGUUGGGAGACCAACAUGGCGACGAUCGGCAUCUCUACCUCAUAACAGAACUUCCGAAACUUAUCAUCUUAGUGGUGAAUACUAUCUUGCUAGCAAAUAUGACUCGAGUUGUGGUUACACAGAUGAGGAGCGUCAGUGACGAUGGAGCAGUGGCAAAUAAGAGAGCGGUUAAGGCUACCAUGUUCCUAUUACCUAUGUUUGGACUGCAGUUUUUCAUCACAUUCGUAGUUCCUCCUUAUACCACACCAUGCAUCGGAAUGCACGUAUAUUCUUUUUUGGCCACCGGUGUAGAUGGCCUCCAGGGCCUGUAUGUGGCGGUCGUCUACUGCUAUAUGAAUCAAGAGGUCAAAAACCAGGUUGGUCGGUCCUUGCAUCACCUGAGAGGAACCAUCUACAAGCCUCUGAGUACCUCCUACGCCACUUACGACCCCAAGACGGAAGUCAGUCAGAUCCACAGCUCUGUCAGCCACUCAGUCGACUCUUGAGCAUAGAAAACUGGAUUCUUC